Purpureocillium takamizusanense is the source of this 1863-nucleotide messenger RNA. RefSeq lists its product as uncharacterized. Lineage: Eukaryota; Fungi; Ascomycota; Sordariomycetes; Hypocreales; Ophiocordycipitaceae. The record is from RefSeq and is a predicted model, not a curated record. Gene Ontology annotation, cellular component: membrane. Gene Ontology annotation, molecular function: carbohydrate:proton symporter activity. Bases 1 to 1863 code for a protein of 620 amino acids. The transcript has 3 exons. Gene Ontology annotation, biological process: carbohydrate transport; transmembrane transport.
AUGUCCUUGGUAACAAACGAAGACCAACAGCCCGAGGGCAACCGAAGCGAUGUCCACCGGCGGCAUAGUACUUCGGCCACCAAACAUGAGGCAGGACCAGACCCUGAUGGCGAAUUCGAGUCGAAGAACUCCCCGGCUGCGACUUUACCGAACCGAGCAGACUGCGCCACGGAUCGAUCAGACGAGAUCAACUUGUUCACGCCCAUAUCCACUUCGGCUGUCGACACGCUGUGGCUUCCUGAUCUGCCAGCAUGUCCCGACGAAACGACACAACGCAUCAGGCGUGGCCUAGCGGCUGAGAAGCACAUGACGUUUCUCAACUCUUGUAGGCGGUACCCAAAAGCGAUUGGAUGGUCGCUCUUGCUCUUCCUCACUGUGGUCCUGGAAGCCUACGGCAAAGUCAUCAUCACCGGCCUCCUCGCAUUUCCGACUUUCAAGCGCAGAUACGGACGUCGGACGCCCUCCCUGGACAAAUCUCCGGAUGAGGACUUCUACGAGAUCUCAUCUGAAUGGCAGAUCGCGUUGCAAAAUGCGGCUGUAUCUUGUGAGAUCAUAGGCUUGCUCGCUCACGGCUACAUCACAUAUGCAAUCGGAUAUCGAAAGGUGCUUAUUGCCACCCUAACCUGGCUCUGUGUAGCGGUGUUUGCUGCGUUCUUCGCACAAAACAUUGCUCUUCUAGUGGCGUCACAGGCAUUGUGUGGACUCAGUUGGGGCGUCAUCCAAACGCUGGCCGCUACCUACGCCGCCGAAGUUGUGCCAUCUGGGCUACGUGGACAUAUCCUGAGCAAUGUCAACAUGUGUUGGGUUGUUGGCCAGCUCAUCGGAACGGGCGUACUCCGCGGUCUCGUGGACGAUACCUCGGAGUGGUCCUACCGAAUCCCCUUUGCUUUGCAAUGGGCAUUCGCCGUUCCGCUUCUAAUUGGCGUCUUCUUCGCGCCUGACAGUCCUUGGUGGCUUGUUCGUCACGAGAGGAAGGAAGACGCCCGCCACUCUCUUCAGCGGCUUUCCAAUCACGAGAAUCCCGCCAUCAACGAUACUCUCGCAGUGAUGGAGCACACAAACGCCAUUGAGAAGAAACUGAACUAUGGCGGCGCGACCUACGCCGAUUGUUUCCGCGGGGCAAACCGACGCCGGACGGAAAUCUCAUGCGUCGUGUGGAUUUGCCAGGCCAUCUCUGGCUCAAUCUGGGCUGGCUAUGCGCCGUACUUCUUUGAGCAGGCGGGUUUCAACCCAUCCAACUCGUUCAACCUGUCAACAGGCAUGUACGGCUUGGCAGUUGUCGGGGGCAUGAUUGCUUGGGGCCUGCUGCUCAAGCUUGGCCGCCGAACGCUCUACCUGUCCGGACUGUCGUCAGCAGUCGUUCUUCUCGUCAUUGGUGGCACCAUCUCGGCAGCCGGAAGCGGCGACCCGUCUACCUCGUGGGCCCUGGGCGUCGUCAUCAUCCUGGCGACAUUUACCUACGACUUGACGCUCGGUCCCGUCUGCUACAUCCUGGUGGCAGAGGUCCCCUCGACACGCCUGCGGGUCAAGACGGUCGCGCUGGCCAGAGUCGCAUACAAUCUCGUCAUGAUUGUGAACCACGUCCUCGUCCUCAAGAUGCUGGAUCCGACGGGGUGGAACCUCGAGGGCAGGUCUUGUUUCGUGUACGCGGGAGCGGCACUCGUUUGUCUAGUGUGGUGCUACUUCCGACUGCCGGAGACCAAGGGCCUUUCGUAUCUAGAGCUGGAUAUCCUUUUCGAAAAGAGGGCUCCGACGGUGAAGUUCGGGCAGCUGCGGGACAGACUUGCCAAUUCGGCCUAUUUUUCCAUGUCUGAUUCGGAGCGGCUUAGGAAUACGUGGCAUGGCUGGUUGGCAUAUUCAUAA